This is a messenger RNA of Patella vulgata (common limpet), 1861 nucleotides long. RefSeq names its product phosphoserine phosphatase. Lineage: Eukaryota; Metazoa; Mollusca; Gastropoda; Patellidae. Bases 154 to 825 code for a protein of 223 amino acids. Gene Ontology annotation, molecular function: L-phosphoserine phosphatase activity; magnesium ion binding. Gene Ontology annotation, cellular component: cytoplasm. Gene Ontology annotation, biological process: L-serine biosynthetic process; dephosphorylation. The transcript has 6 exons. The record is from RefSeq and is a predicted model, not a curated record.
AAUGGCUUUCCUGUUCCGAUGUAAACAACGCCAGUAAAUAUUGUAAUUUUUGACACGUGUGAAUUCUUCAUUCUGUAAGCUAUGGCUAAAUUGUUUUGGCAAUAGCUGGGACCGAUUUCAGGCACAAGGCGUGAUCAAAAUAGUCUUUACGCAAUGUCUGUUGAAGAAGUAAGAAAACUAUGGAGAUUAGCUGAUGCUGUAUGUUUUGAUGUGGACUCAACAGUCUGCAAAGAUGAAGGUUUAGAUGAAUUGGCCAAGUUUUGUGGCGUAGAGAAAGAAGUUGUGGCAUGGACAAAUAAAGCUAUGUCAGGAGGUGUUUCAUUUCGAGAGGCUUUAUCUGCAAGAUUAGAUAUUAUUCAACCAACUUAUUGUCAACUAUCACAGUUUCUACAAAAUCAUAAACCUUUACUUAGUCACAAAUUAAAAGAAUUAGUUUCAUUAAUAAAGGAGAAAAACAGAGAUAUAUACUUAGUGUCUGGCGGCUUCAGAUCCAUCAUAGAACCAGUAGCAUGUAUGUUAGAUAUACCUACACAGAAUAUAUAUGCGAAUAGAUUAAAAUUUUAUUAUAAUGGAGAUUAUGCAGGUUUUGAUACAGAUCAGCCAACAUCAGAGUCUGGUGGUAAAACAAAAGUUGUUGAGUUGUUAAUAAAGAAAAAUAAAUAUAAGAAUUUAAUUAUGAUUGGUGAUGGUGCUACAGACAUGGAAGCUUCUCCUCCAGCAGCUGCAUUUAUUGGAUAUGGUGGGAAUAUUGUUCGUGAGAAAGUAAAAUCUCAAGCCAAAUGGUUUGUCACAGAUUUUCAAGAUCUGAUGGACGAACUUAUGUAACCAAAUAUGGAAAUUUAAUAAUAAACCAUGUUCUUUCAAGUUCAAUUAAAUUUUUAAAGGAAAUGUUUAUCAUCGCUAUGGAAGACCAAACAGCUCUUUAUUCAGUAUUCUUUAAUCAUAGUCCUUAAUUCUUCAUUUGUUGUCAUAUUUCAACAAUUGUAUCUUAAAAUCAAUAAUAAUAUUUGUAUCUUAAAAUCAAUCUGUUUUACAAAUCCGAUAUUUGUCAUAUCAGAUUUGUAAAUUGUAUCUUUGUUUCAUUUUAUAAUAUAAUGAUAAAAUCUCUUUUAGAAAAUCAAAAAAAUACAUUUAAUCCGAAACCGACAACGACAAACAAAUCUCGAACAACAAAUUUCCAAAUACAAAUCUCCAAAUACCAAUCUUGCAAAACCAAUGUCAAAAAACAUUUCUCCAAAUUCAUCUAACCGUAAUAAUAUGCCGAAAGAGGAUGCUAGCGGUGGGCUGUCAGAUUGCUUUAACGAAAUGAUAAAACAGUUGCUGCACCAUACGACAACAAAUGAAGACAUAAGAAUUAAGGACUAUGAAUAAAGAGUUGUUUAAUUGGUCUUCCACAUAUAUUGCAAGCUAAAAAGAACUGAACUUUGUUGUCUGGGAUUCAAUUGGAGACAUGUUUGUAUGUGAAGAUAUUUUCAUUUUACACAUUAUAUAUUACUGGGACCAAAUUGAUUUUUUAUUGAAUUUAACAAACAAUAGAUAUUAAAGACAUCUAAUGAAUAAUUUGUUCAGGUAUUUUUUUUCUUAAGAUGACAACAAGGUAUUGAGCAAAAUCUAUUUAUAAGACAGGUAUGUUCCUUAUUUACUGUAGUACAGACAUGAGUUAUGUAGAGUAAUAGUUUAGUCUUAGCCCGUCUAUUUUGAUACUGUAUGCUCAUCCUGCUUUCAUAGUUGAAUAUAAAUAAGUGAUACAAAAUCGAAAAACCUUAAAGGUACUACUGAUUAUUAACAAGAGAGAAUAUUAUAUUGUACAAAGUUUCAAUAUCCAACAGAUCAUGUUCAUCUUUGUUGACAUACAAACUUA